AUGACGGAGAAGUCCGAGAAUGCCCGACCUCCCCCUGUCCCACCUCCCCCAUCGCCCCACCUCCCCAAGCGCCCAACCUCCCUCUGUCCCACCUCCCCAAAUGCCCCACCUCCCCAGCGCCCUAUCUCCCCCAGCACCCCACCUCCCCAGUGUCCCACCUCCCCCCAGCACCCCACCUACCCCAGCGCCCAAUUUCCCCAGUGCCCCACGUCCCAAGUAACCGACCUCGCCAGUGCCCCACCUCCCCUAGCGCCCCACCUCCCAAGUGACCGACCUCGCCAGCGCCCCACCUCCCAAGUGACCGACCUCGCCAGUGCCCCACCUCCCCCAGCGCCCUAUCUCCCCUAG
This is a messenger RNA of Mya arenaria, 348 nucleotides long. RefSeq lists its product as uncharacterized. NCBI's taxonomy places the organism in Eukaryota, Metazoa, Mollusca, Bivalvia, Myida, Myidae. The transcript has 2 exons. The record is from RefSeq and is a predicted model, not a curated record. The coding region runs from base 1 to 348 and encodes 115 amino acids.